GCAGAGCCGAGUGAUCUCGGGUAGCGCGCGAGGGAGCCGGCGUGGGCGCAGGCAGGUGGAGGAUGAACGGCGAAGCCGAGUGCCCUGCAGACUUGGAAAUGACAGCUCCCAAAAACCAAGACCGCUGGUCUCAGGAGGACAUGCUGACUCUGCUGGAGUGCAUGAAGAAUAACCUGCCCUCCAACGACGGGAGCAAGUUCAAAACCACCGAGUCCCACCUGGAUUGGGAGAAAGUGGCUUUCAAGGACUUUUCAGGGGAGAUGUGCAAGAUGAAGUGGAUGGAGAUUUCUAACGAGGUGAGGAAGUUUCGGACCCUCACGGAGCUCAUUAUGGACGCUGAAGAGCACGUGAAGAAUCCUUACAAGGGCAAAAAACUCAAGAAACACCCCGACUUCCCCAAGAAGCCCCUGACUCCCUAUUUCCGCUUCUUCAUGGAGAAGCGAGCCAAAUAUGCCAAGCUUCACCCCGAAAUGAGCAACCUGGAUCUCACCAAGAUCCUGUCCAAGAAAUACAAGGAGCUUCCCGAGAAGAAAAAGAUGAAAUACAUCCAGGACUUCCAGCGAGAGAAGCAGGAGUUUGAGAGGAACCUGGCGAGGUUCAGGGAAGAUCACCCGGAUCUCAUCCAGAACGCCAAGAAAUCUGACGUCCCCGAAAAACCCAAGACCCCCCAACAGCUGUGGUACAACCACGAGAAGAAGAUCUACUUGAAAGUGCGUCCAGAUGCCACCACGAAGGAGGUGAAAGAGUCGCUGGGCAAGCAGUGGUCUCAACUCUCGGAUAAAAAGAGGCUGAAAUGGAUUCAUAAGGCCCUGGAACAGCGGAAGGAGUACGAGGAGAUCAUGCGUGACUACAUCCAGAAGCACCCCGAGCUGAACAUCAGCGAGGAGGGCAUCACCCGCUCCACCCUCACCAAGGCCGAGCGCCAGCUCAAGGACAAGUUUGAUGGCCGACCCACAAAGCCCCCUCCGAAUAGCUACUCCCUGUACUGUGCAGAGCUGAUGGCCAACAUGAAAGACGUGCCCAGCACCGAGCGGAUGGUGCUGUGCAGCCAGCAGUGGAAGCUGCUCUCCCAGAAGGAAAAAGACGCGUACCACAAAAAGUGUGAUCAGAAAAAGAAAGACUACGAGAUUGAGCUGCUCCGCUUCCUGGAGAGCCUGCCCGAGGAGGAGCAGCAGCGGGUGCUAGGCGAGGAGAAGAUGCUGGGCAGCAACCGGAAAGGGGCGACGAGUCCUGCAUCCAAAAAGUCCUCACCAGAGACGGGCAAGGCCAGCUCAGAAAAGCCCAAACGGCCCAUCUCCGCCAUGUUCAUCUUUUCGGAGGAGAAGCGGAAGCAGCUGCAGGAGGAGCGGCCGGAGCUGUCGGAGAGCGAGCUGACCCGGCUCCUGGCCCGCAUGUGGAAUGACCUCUCCGAGAAGAAGAAGGCCAAGUACAAAGCGCGGGAGGCGGCGAUGAAGGCACAGUCGGAGAAGAAGCACGGCUCAGAUAAAGAGGAGCGCGGGAAGCUGCCCGAGUCUCCCAAGACGGCUGAGGAGAUCUGGCAACAGAGCGUCAUCGGAGACUACCUGGCUCGUUUCAAGAACGACCGGGGGAAGGCACUGAAGGCCAUGGAGGCCACUUGGAACAACAUGGAGAAGAAGGAGAAGCUGAUGUGGAUCAAGAAAGCGGCGGAGGAUCAGAAGCGAUACGAGAGGGAGCUAAGCGAGAUGCGGGCCCCUCCAUGCUCCACCAACUCCGCCAAGAAAAUGAAGUUCCAGGGAGAGCCGAAGAAACCUCCUAUGAACGGUUACCAGAAAUUCUCCCAGGAGCUGCUGUCAAACGGGGAGUUGAACCACCUCCCGCUGAAGGAGCGGAUGGUGGAGAUCGGCAGCCGUUGGCAGCGCAUCUCCCAGGGCCAGAAGGACCACUAUAAAAAACUGGCGGAGGAGCAGCAGAAACAGUACAAGGUGCACCUCGAAAUCUGGCUCAAGAGCCUCUCGCCUCAGGAGCGGGCUGCCUACAAGGAACACACUUCCAACAAACGCAAGAGCAUAGGGAAGAUCCGGGGCCCCAACCCCAAGAUGAAGCCAACGAUGCAAUCCAAGUCGGAGUCAGAGGACGACGACGAGGAGGAAGAUGAGGAGGAAGACGAGGACGACGACGAGGAUGACGACGAUGACAACGGCGACUCGUCAGAGGAAGGCGGCGACUCCUCGGAGUCCAGCAGCGAGGAGGAGAGCGAGGACGGGGACGAG
This is a messenger RNA of Charadrius vociferus (killdeer), 2231 nucleotides long. It is a transcript of the gene UBTF, whose product is annotated as upstream binding transcription factor, RNA polymerase I. NCBI's taxonomy places the organism in Eukaryota, Metazoa, Chordata, Aves, Charadriiformes, Charadriidae. The record is from RefSeq and is a predicted model, not a curated record. The annotation marks the transcript as partial. The transcript has 19 exons.